Messenger RNA from Agrilus planipennis (emerald ash borer), 1520 nucleotides. Its product is annotated as reticulocalbin-2. Gene Ontology annotation, cellular component: endoplasmic reticulum. Gene Ontology annotation, molecular function: calcium ion binding. The record is from RefSeq and is a predicted model, not a curated record. Lineage: Eukaryota; Metazoa; Arthropoda; Insecta; Coleoptera; Buprestidae. Bases 164 to 985 code for a protein of 273 amino acids. The transcript is spliced from 5 exons.
AUCUAUGAUUAACAACAUAAAAGUAAACGUAGGCCGUAGUUUUGGCAAGGUUUAGAAUGGUUUUAAUGAUUUAUUUAAAAGAAAGUUGUAGUUUAUUGUCGUGAGAGUUGUUAUAUAGAUAUUUUCUUACAUUUUAAUUUAACUGGUUUAUAAAUAUUUUAUAAUGACCCGCGCCUUAAUAGUAUUUUGGUUGGUACUAUUUUCAGCGGUUUUCUCGAUAAAUUUUAAUUUAGUUGGUGCAGCAGUAAUGCAUUCUCAUACUUCUAUCAAUAAAGAGCAUAUUCAAGAUAGCUUCUAUAGCCCUAAAGAUAAAAAUCAUUAUUCUGAAGAUGGAGAGCAUGACAUUGAAUUUGACCAUGAAGCUAUUUUAGGUAGUGUUAAAGAAGCUGAAACGUUUGAUCAUUUGCCCCUUGAAGAAUCAAAAAAGCGAUUAAAAAUAUUACUUGAGAAAAUAGACUUGAAUGGUGACAAAAUUAUUAAUAAACAAGAACUCAAAGUAUGGAUUUUACGUUCAUUUAAGAUGCUUUCUGAAGAAGAAGCAAAUGAACGACUAGAAGAUGUUGAUGAAAAUAAUGAUGGAAAAGUUACUUGGGAAGAGUAUAUUACUGACACAUAUGGAAAAGAUGACGAACUGCCUGUAGAGCAAGAAGACAAACAGCUAUUAGAAGAUGAUAAAAGGGUGUGGGAAGUAGCCGAUUUUGAUAAGAACAACUUUUUGGAAAAUGAAGAAUGGCUAGCAUUUUUACAUCCUGAAGAACACCCUGCCAUGAUUCCUCACAUUCUAGAACAAACUCUUAGUAACAAAGAUAAAAACGGAGACGGAUCAAUAGAUUUUCAAGAAUUUAUUGGCACUCAAGGCCAAGAGAGAAGUAAGGAGUGGCUUCUCUCUGAAAAAGAUAAAUUUGACCUUGAAUACGAUAAGAAUGCCGACGGUAAACUGUCAGGAAACGAAAUUAUUUCAUGGAUAGUUCCCAAUAACGAAUAACUAUUGAGAUAUGUUGCGAUUGACCACUUAACCUAACAUGUAUAUACACCUGACAAACUUUACAGCUGGUAAUCUACGGAUGAGUGAUGAAUGAUUAUGUAAAUUAAGUUGGCUUUUGUCAUCGGCCAUUGCGUCACAGAGAGAAAAGGAAAUUGUAAAGAAAAGGUCUAUGAAAUUCCAAAAAAAUUGUUUGCGAUGAAAUCUGUCUGAAUCGGCCAGCAAAUUGUACGAAAACUGUCAACCUUUAUUUUUAUAAACAUUCUGUUAUGUUUGACAUAUCAGAAAGUAUGAUUUCGUUGAAUAUUUUUGUUUACUUUGGUCAUUAUUUGUAAACUGAAAUUAAACACACAUAUAUCUGUACGAUUUAAACAACCUUUGCUAUUUUCACUUUUCUUUUGUAAAACUUACAUCAUCAUAAGGUGGUCAGUCCUAAGUCUGGUUGGAUACACACUUCCAUUCCUUCCUACCCUGAGUUAAUCUUCACAUUUCCAUAAAACUAGAACAUCCCACAUCCUUAACUAUUUGCGAACAGUAA